GGCGUUCCCGCGGCCUCUUCUAAGACGGCACGCCGUCUAUACAUGAGGCUCGCUCGUCCCCACCUUCAAGGGCAGGACACUGCCUGCAACGACGUACCCGAGGGUCAAUUACAGCAGAAUAGCGCUCCCUGACACCGUUCGGAGUCGCCAGUCCUGCUUUUGCUAGUCCUAUUCGCGAUAAUGACCCGAUUUCAGCUGUACUGUGUCUCUCUCCUCACCUUGUUUCUGGCGAACUCUUGGGCGUAUAUCCCUGCGCUUCCAACAAAUAACAGUGAUCCGGGCAUCCAAGGCAACUCACCAAACACCUCGGACACCUCGUCUCACUUGAAUCUGCAUUGGUACCCUUUAGGAUCGUAUACGCAAAAUGUUUCCUACCAGUUGGUAAAGAAUGGAAGCGACGGAUUUAGUCAGGGCGCGCUUGUGCACUUCUCGGAAGAGAUAGUGACGAACGAUACGACUGUUACGCCUUGGAUAGCCCUCGUUGCUUGUGAUGUCAACGCCACGAACGCAUCGAUGGAGGAUGAUAUAUUCACACUUGCUCGGGAUCGGGGAGCUGUUUCCGCUUUGCUGUAUUCCAAGUACUCCAAGGCUUGCAUCAUCAACAGUGAAUACGCGGACCCUGCCAACUUCGAACAAGUCUUGGAUAUUUACUCUACAAUCGAUCUUGCGUCUGCACGACUGAUCGAGGAGCGCUUUCUGGGCGUAAAUCAGUCGCUCUACAGCAACUGGAAUGCUUCUCGUCUGAAUUCAUCCUCGAAUAUCAUCCAAGAAGCGAUUGAGACCGGGAACGUGGAGGAACCGACUUAUCUCCUAGCCACUCUUACCGCCUACAAUGCAACGGAGGGGUCGACGACGACAAGUAGUGGCAUCGCGGCGAGCUCAACAACAGCUGGUGGUCACAAACAUGCCACAACGAGCUUGGCGAUGGUAAUCCUUUAUGCUAUCACUGGCGUCGUAUCGGCCCUGUUCUGCGUCGUGAUCAUAUCAGGGGCCAUUCGCGCUGUCAGGCACCCAGAACGGUACGGCCCACGCUCAGCACGUCCGGGGCACCAUGGAGGUCUUCCGGGGCAGACUCGCACACAGGGCCUUACCCGCGCCUUCCUGGACACAUUCCCCGUCAUUAAAUGGCGACCACAAGGUGCAGAACCCGGGCCCGACUCCUCCGACUCUGACGCAAAACCUCUCGAUGUCGAGGGCAGCACGCCCGUUGUCGCGCACCUACACAACUCAAUAAGGCAAGGACACACGAGGGGAGGUGGCGGGUCCAGCGAUCUAGGGCACGCCGUAGAACUUGCUGAAUGGAAGAUCGCGGACGCUUACUUAGAGCAUGGGACGAGAAGCGUGGACAGUCACGGGGAUCGUUCACCCUCAUCCUCUACCAGUAGCCGUCCUAUACCCGCGCUCAACCAGGCUGUUGAAGUCCAUAGCGCCGAGGUCGUGCCUCCCGCGCGCCCACGUCCGUCAAGGCAGCCCUCCACCAAACAAAGUAACGAUCCGGUCAUGCCGGAUGCCAUCGGGCGCGAGACGUGCCCCAUCUGCAUCGUGGACUUCGAGGAGGGCGACGAUCUACGCGUCUUACCUUGUGCAGGACAUCAUCGGUUCCAUCAAUACUGUGUGGACCCUUGGUUACUCGAACUAUCGAGCUCUUGCCCUAUAUGCCGGCAAGACUUCCUCGCCCUAGAAGCGAUAAUGUCGGGUGGUGAUGCCCACGAGGAACUUGAACCACCCCACGCACAUUUUGCUUCAAAUUCAGGCGGCGAGAACCGAUCCUCCUUCGCACAGCGCUUCUCGCGCUACGUUCGGAACGCGCGCAGGAGGAGGCAGACACGACCCAGAAGCGAAGGGCGCCAUCCCGAGGGGCACGACGCCCAAAUUAUGGACACUAUCGUUUGAUGCUAUCUCCGCUCGUUAUUCUAUCCCUAUCGUCCCUCAUAGUAGACCUACCAUGCACGCCAUAUCUCGCUCGAUUUCUCCCGUCCUUGCAUUGCAUCUUCAGCUCCUGUAUUU
Punctularia strigosozonata HHB-11173 SS5 is the source of this 2007-nucleotide messenger RNA. RefSeq lists its product as uncharacterized. Gene Ontology annotation, molecular function: transferase activity. The record is from RefSeq and is a predicted model, not a curated record. The transcript has 8 exons. The coding region runs from base 181 to 1893 and encodes 570 amino acids. Lineage: Eukaryota; Fungi; Basidiomycota; Agaricomycetes; Corticiales; Punctulariaceae. Gene Ontology annotation, biological process: protein ubiquitination.